GUUAUUUCCUGCAGCAGCCAGCAACCUCUCCGCUACUAGCCCCUGCCUGCCUCCCUGCCUGCCUCCCUCCGACAGCACAGCAGUGGUGUGGUCGCUGUGAACGCACAUUAACGGGAAGAAAAAGCCCUCCACACGUAGUGAAGGCCUCUGCCACACUGAAAGCCCGGUUUCAGCCAACAGCGACGACGGAUAUAAACACACAUAUACACAUUUUCCGGUCUUAGUAGCUCUUUUUUUUAUUUGUUAGCGUUGUUUAAAAAAAAAAAAAAAAAGGAAAGAAAAAAAGAAGGCAGUCCUCAUAAUGGCGACAGCUGCGGUGUCUGCCCUUGCUGGCUGCGGCCCCAGCCCCGGGUCGGGAGCAGAGCUGGUCCGCGGGCAGGCCUUCGACGUCGGGCCUCGGUACAGCAACCUCUCCUACAUCGGGGAAGGAGCCUACGGGAUGGUGUGCUCUGCCUAUGAUCGGGACAACAAGAUACGUGUGGCCAUUAAGAAGAUCAGCCCCUUUGAGCACCAGACGUAUUGCCAACGCACCCUGAGAGAGAUAAAAAUCCUUCUGCGCUUCAAACAUGAGAACAUCAUCGGAAUCAACGACAUCAUCCGAACACCAACCAUUGACCAGAUGAAGGAUGUAUAUAUUGUCCAGGAUCUCAUGGAGACAGACCUGUACAAGCUCCUGAAAACUCAACACCUGAGCAACGACCACAUCUGCUACUUCCUCUACCAGAUCCUACGAGGGCUCAAGUACAUCCACUCUGCCAACGUCCUGCACCGUGACCUGAAGCCUUCCAACCUCCUGCUCAACACCACCUGUGAUCUCAAGAUCUGUGAUUUUGGUUUGGCUCGUGUGGCUGAUCCCGACCAUGAUCACACUGGUUUCCUAACAGAGUAUGUAGCCACUCGUUGGUACCGAGCACCUGAGAUCAUGCUCAACUCCAAGGGCUAUACCAAGUCCAUAGACAUCUGGUCAGUGGGUUGCAUCCUGGCUGAGAUGUUGUCCAACAGGCCAAUCUUUCCCGGGAAGCACUACUUGGAUCAGCUUAACCACAUUUUGGGGAUCCUGGGUUCUCCCUCUCAGGAAGAUCUCAACUGCAUCAUCAACAUUAAGGCCAGGAACUAUCUUUUGUCGCUGCCUUUGCGCUGCAAAGUGCCGUGGAACCGCCUCUUCCCCAACGCUGAUCCCAAAGCUCUGGACUUGUUGGACAAGAUGUUGACCUUUAACCCUCACAAGAGAAUUGAGGUGGAGGAGGCCCUGGCGCACCCCUACCUGGAGCAAUAUUACGACCCCACAGAUGAGCCGGUUGCUGAGGCCCCAUUCAAGUUUGACAUGGAGCUGGAUGACCUACCCAAAGAAACACUGAAGGAGCUCAUCUUUGAAGAAACUGCACGUUUCCAGCCCGCCUUUAGGUCCUAACAUCUCACACAGAUGAUUCUGUGGACUGGCUUCUGCAUUGCCACUGCUCCUCCUCGCCUCCACACUGUUGCUGUGAUGGUUUUUUUGGUUUUGUUUUUUUAUUUUCCUCUCCUGUUGACCACAUCACCUGGAUUCCUUGGGUCUCACUCGUCAAGUCCACUUUGCUCAGGAAUGGCGUCAGGAAUCAAUCAAUCAAUCAAUCAAUCAAUCAAUCAUCCUCUAUCUUUCUUUCUAUUACCCUUUUUUUUUCUCUCUCUCUGAGGCGAGGGGGAGGGGGGGUCACAUCACAGUUUAUGGUUUGGGGGUGAUUUUGUGUUUUAAGCCAAGAUAAACAAUUUUUUUUGUGUGUCUCAAAAGGCGUUUGGCUCUGGCUAUUUCCUAUUCAAGACCUUUUAUGUCCAGUUGAAUGACAGUGAUAGACUAGCUGUUGUGUUUUUGGGUGCAGCUGUCGUGGUUAUAACUCUGCCUACAUUGCACAAACAAUGGUAGAUUACUUUUAAGAAUCAUCCAUCAUAAAGGUCUUUUGAAUUUUCUAACCUUUUGUCGCACUGUUACAAGGGACACCUUGAUCUCUAUCUCUCUUUUUUUCUCUCUUUAUCUCUUUUGAAAAAAGAAAAACCUGAAUUAAAUAAACUGAUUUAUGCAAUGAAAUCACAUAAUCAGCCAGAGACUUUGCAGGCCACAAGCCAUCACUUGGUGUUGAUGAGGAUCUAUAUUUUAACAAAGACCUUGUAUUUCCUUAACACACACACACACACACACACACACACACACACACACACACACCCAAAUGCACACACACGCGCAUAGUCCCAAAUGCAAAUAUAUAUAAAUAUAUAAUAUAUAUAUAUAUAUAUAUAUAUAUAUAGCCCAAAGAGUCUUAAGAAUAUUUCAAUUGCAAGGGUGACUAUAGAAGAUGAAUCAGAUACAUUUAUAAUCUUUUUUUUUUUUUCUUUUAAUUAAAAACUAAAAAUGCCCGUUUUCAUUUCUCAUUGGCUUCAGUAAGAUGUCAGGUUGUGUAUGAAUGCACCAAAUUACAGGUGCAUUGAACAGUUUUCGCCAUCAAUUUCUGCCUUAGCCAUGAGAAACUAAAGGAAAAGUCUGUUUAUUUCAUACAAGUCUGUAUGUACAGUAUGAUAUUUUUCAUAUGGGGGAAAAAUUUACUGCGUCAGGACAAGAAUUCAGUUAUCACCACUCGUUUCAUGUGGAGGAGAUGUUGUCAUGCCUCCCUUUUCGUCCUGUUUCAUGUUUUUCUUUUUCUACUUCAGUCUCUGUUAAUCUCUCUUUCGCCUUGUUAGAAUAAUACUGUGCCCUUUGCAUGACUGUUAUAAGCUCUGUAUACAAAGACGAUGAUGUUAAGUGCCACACAAACUGGGCAGAUCCGCUGGGAGAGUGCUCAGGCUCUUUCUGUUCUACCUUUUUGUGGUAUAUCACACUUCCCAAUCACAUGGUGCUUUUUGUCCUGUUUCUUUCUUUUGCUUCAGCAUUCUCUUCGUCUGUUUUCAUUUUGUCUCCAUUGGUGUUAAAGUCUACAGACUUCGAUCUCCUUGUUUUUAGCCAAACUCCAUCUGCAUGCUAAGAGGUCUUGUUAUGGUUGCAAAUAGGAGAAUAACCAUAUAUCUGUAUUUAUAUCACAAAAAACACCAAACAUGUUUUUUCCUGGGCCUGAGAAAUGGGAUCCAGGCGUGAUGCAGUUGAAAUAAUACUCAAAUGUAACAGAUCAUGUUUUACUUUACAUCCUUUGGAACAUUUUUUGCUACAAAUUGCACAUUAUCACGCCGAUGAUAGUUGGCAGUGUCAGUACCAGCAGACAGCUGCAGUAGAAUUUUUAAAAAGUACCAUAUUUUCACUUCUUGUCAGUAACCACUGAUUUAAGACUGUUUAAUUCACUCUCUAUGAGACUCUAUUUCAAGCAAAAGGAAUUAUGACUUUAAAGAUUAUAUUUGUGCAAACUUUGAGAAAAAAACAAGCCAGAAGCACCGAGGCUUCAUCAACCAACCGUGUCAUUUUAGUUCAGUAUCACUGCACCGUCUAACGGCUAUCUUUUCUGUUUGUUUACAAGUGGGCCUCAGUUAUAUUACACCUAGCCUUUUCUGUUCGGUUACAGUACUGCAACUUCAAAAGAAAAGCUCAUUUGAUAAUGUGUGAGUGACCUAAUGAAUGAAACAAAGUAGUAUUAUUUAAAACACUAAAGCAUCUCAAAGCAGAUUAAUCAGAAGGCAAAAUCUUACCUGAAUGAAUUCUUCAAGAAUCUUUCUCCACUGGCACUUAAAGUGAUACAUUAGAGGCUUCAGAGGCUUCAACCUAAAAUUAGACCAUUUCAGGAGUAUCAAGCUGCUUUGGCAGAUUUUUAUUUUUAUUUUUAUUUUUAUUCGUUCCAAUGACGACAACGAUGUAUGUGAUCUGUGACAAAAGUAUUAGACGAGCUGUAAACUCAUGAUUUUUACCUUUCUGUCGAAGCUAAACUCAACUUUUGAUUGGUAUUUACAUUUGCAUACAUGUCAAAAAGCAAGUUUGAGUUGAGCAUUUCUGAGGGCAGAGCUGCUCCGGUCGAAUUAAAUCCCAGUGGACAGAGCCAAAGAACCACAGUUUUACUUCGUGUUUUUCUUUUCUUCUGGCUGAAUAAUGUCAGACUGAAACUGAGGGGAAAAGUAGGGGCUAAGAGAGGAUGCUAACGCUCUGCUGAAAUUCACUCAAGCCAUAAUCAGUCAGUCAGUCAGUCUGUUGCACCUCUGACCACGCCCAACAGCGAUGUCACGACGUACUGACACACCCUGGAGUACACUCCUACAUCACUGCAGCCAGAUUAGAAGUUAAAAGCACUGGAUGUAAAGCAAGACUUUCAGAUGUUGUUAAAUUGCUGAUCAAUACAUAUUAUUCUGUAAUCAAGUAAGAUAACUAGCCUGCAACAAAUGUGUCUUGUGGAAUAUUUUACAGGUCUGUAAAUUCUUAAUAUUCCUAGGUAAAUUAUGUAAUAUGGUACUAACUACAGGUUAACCAUUGACAGUGUUUAGUAGGGCUACAAUGAUUAUUUCCAUCAUCGUUUUAAUUAAUGGAUUCUUUUUGGGAUAAAUUGUAUGGUCUAAAGAAAAAGUUCCCAGAGCUUUCAGAUAAUCUUUUUUUAUCCCACCAACAGUCCAAAAACACAGAGAUACUAAGUUAACAAUGAUAUGAAAGAGAGUAAAAUAGCAAAUAUUUAGAAUCUUACUGUGAUACAUGUCUUAAACAGUGAACCCUAUCAAAAUUAUUAACGAUGUAGAAAUAUUAGGAGAUAACAGAACUGUAAAAAGAAGGUGCUACCAGAAAAAAAUGACCAGAAAGUUAUACAAAGUUAUAUUAGAAAAAUUACACUUUUGAUGAGAGUUCCCUCUCUUCACCCCCAAAAAUGGUUUUGUUGGUUCUGUCGACAGAGAUUUAACUUAUCUGAUUACAUUUGGAAAAAAAAAGAAAAAUGUUUAUGACCAAAACUUCAUUGCAGAAAUGACAGUUUUUUGCACUCACAAAUUUCACCUGAGCAGACGUUUAACGUGAGGUAAAGACUCGUCUGUCCCAGUACUCCUCACACCCGCUGUGUACACCCAUCUGUCACACGAUUAUUAAAUGCACUUGCUUCUACAGUAGUUGGGAUGGGACUUGUAAUCCGAGGUGCCUGCCGGGACUUGACUUACCUGUAGAUAGUCUUUUUGGGGGGUUUAGUUAGAACAUUAAGGGCACUGGAAACCUUACUGGGAUUAGUUGUAUAAAAAAAAGCUUCUGCUGAGUUCUUUGUGCAACCUGUCUGUUUGUGCCUUUUUUGAUAGUCUUGAUAUCCAAGAUUUGAUGUGCAGCUUUUGUUUAGUCGGGAAUCCGUUGUAAUCGCAGUAUAUGCUCUUAAAAAUGAACACAAUCAAGUCAAGGGAUGGGAGGGAUCACGGGUGGGUAUCCUUAUCUUUCAGUUAUGUAAAUUUAAAAAAAGAUUUGUUGCCACAGCUGUGUGAUUUGUGACUGUAUUGAAAAGAUGAAAAGCAAACAUUUAUAUUUUUGCGUUACCCUUUUUCCUUGAGCCUAUUUUUUUGUUUUUGUGCAGAUAUUUUUAUUGUAAAAUGAAUGUUAUGUUUCUAUCAGACACUAAUCUUGUUUGAGUUGUCUCCAGUGGAAAUACUUCACUCUGUAUGUUUUGAUCAGUAUAAACCUUUAAUUGUGUAGUUAACAUUUCUGAAAGAGGAAAAAAAAAAAAUAAGAUUCUUGGUUGUAUUUUAAAGGCUCCUGUUUGACCUGCCAUAGAAAUUGUUUGAGUUGAUCGGUCAGUUUUAUUUUGCUGUCGUGUGAAGGAUUUGACUUGAACGAAGCAUUUCUUUGCUAUUAUUAAAGACUGACUGCCACUUUGAAAUCUGUUUUUUAAUGUUUCUUUUUUCUUUUCUUUUUUUUUGCAACUCUGCCAUUACAUUUAAAUAGACAUUCAUUAAAAACACUGUACCUUCA
This is a messenger RNA of Dicentrarchus labrax (European seabass), 5872 nucleotides long. It is a transcript of the gene mapk1, whose product is annotated as mitogen-activated protein kinase 1. Bases 302 to 1411 code for a protein of 369 amino acids. Gene Ontology annotation, cellular component: nucleus; cytoplasm. NCBI's taxonomy places the organism in Eukaryota, Metazoa, Chordata, Actinopteri, Moronidae. The transcript is spliced from 9 exons. Gene Ontology annotation, molecular function: ATP binding; MAP kinase activity. The record is from RefSeq and is a predicted model, not a curated record. Gene Ontology annotation, biological process: intracellular signal transduction; protein phosphorylation.